AUGUCACAGAGAGUAGUUAGAGCAGGAUACAAUCCAUAUGUCACCCCAAGCAACGUCAUGGUCUUCGCAAAAGACGAGAACGGCAAGCUAUACUACAAAAAACAGAAGAAAACAGGAAGCCCCCAGAGAUGCGGAGACUGCAAGGAAAAGCUCCAAGGCAUUCCCACCAUGAGACCAGCAGCCUUUGCCAGACUCCCAAGAUCCCAGAGAACAAUCAACAGAGUGUACGGAGGAACCGUCUGUGGAUCAUGCGUAGAGAAAAGAGUUCUUAAGAAUUUCUUAAAAGCAGAAGAGAAACAAAUCAAGGAAAUGACCCAAUAA
This is a messenger RNA of Nematocida minor, 321 nucleotides long. Its product is annotated as large subunit ribosomal protein L34e. Gene Ontology annotation, molecular function: structural constituent of ribosome. Gene Ontology annotation, cellular component: ribosome; cytosolic large ribosomal subunit. Bases 1 to 321 code for a protein of 106 amino acids. Gene Ontology annotation, biological process: ribosome biogenesis; translation. The transcript has a single exon. Lineage: Eukaryota; Fungi; Microsporidia. The record is from RefSeq and is a predicted model, not a curated record.